This is a messenger RNA of Mesorhabditis belari, 417 nucleotides long. The record is from the annotation of a GenBank genome assembly. NCBI's taxonomy places the organism in Eukaryota, Metazoa, Nematoda, Chromadorea, Rhabditida, Rhabditidae.
AUGAUCUUUGCUUUUCUCUCAGCUCGGUCCCAUUAUGUACGGUGCGCUUUUAAACGUUUAGCGAAAUACGAGCAUGUUUUGCUAUUGUAUAACGGGCCUCCGGUUCUGUAUGCUUCAAAGACCGAGCAUUUGAACGCUUUUUUGUUCGGUGUCUUCAUCAUUAAGCGAUUUCACUUCUCUGACCCAGAAAACUUGAACGAGGACGAUAUUCGGGAGACUUUUUUUUUCCAUUUCUCUACCUAUUCCAUUCAGCACUGUGUCUUCAUGAACUCUGCACAUUGUGACACCAUGAUCGAGCUUUUCGCGCAUGUUCAGCCUCAUUCCAACAUUUUGACGGUGACUGAAUCGACGCAACUUCUAAUGAUAUUCGGAAUGAUUUUUUACAAUCAAAGGGCGUUUAUGGAAGUCAUUAAAAGC